GACCCUGCCCAACAAACGAACCCGGCCCUGCCCACCCCCGCACCCUGAGAACAACCCCAGCGGCCUCCCCUUUUUUCCCUGCAGUACGAGGCUGGACUCUUGAGGGUGAUGAAAGCCCUUCCACCACUCCUCCCCUCCCCGAGAUGUAUUUGCUACGGAGAAACGCCGCUCAGCCAGGGGCAUGGUGCUGGUUCUGGGCGCCAACGCGCGGAUUGUCGGUGGUGUGCCCGUAGGGAGCGGCUGUUUGCUGUGGUCGGCGGAGUGAGGAGCAGAGUGGCGCCAGUCCACGCCGACGGCCCGGGACGUCGCUCGCCGUCAUAACGUCGACAGCCGCCAGCGUUGAAGUUGCGCGGAGGAAAGGCGGUGGGGGGAGCAAGCGAGGAGAGGGGGGGCGGACAGGCUAAAUAGGCGACCGAUCCGGGUGGUGGGAGGCGGGGUGCGCGCCUCUUCUCGACGCGACCGCAACGACAGCAGCCGAAGGGAGGUGCCGGUUUUGGGCGGCCACGGGGGUCCACGUGAGCCCGUCGCCGCAGACAUGAGCGUCGGCAACGGGAGCGACGCGGCAGCGGGGGGCAGCCUCUACGACGACAACUGCACCUUCGACGAGGAGUUCAAGUACAUCCUGCUGCCCGUCUCCUACAGCCUGGUGUUCGUCCUGGGCCUCGUGCUCAACUGCCUCUCCCUGUGGAUGUUCAUUUUCAAGAUCCGCCCGUGGACGCCGGCGACCGUGUUCAUGUGCAACCUGUCCGUCUGCGACACGGUGUACGUUGUGUCGCUCCCGCUGCUCGUGCACUACUACGCGAACCGCAACAACUGGGUGUUCGGCGAGUUCAUGUGCAAGGCGGUGCGCUUCCUCUUCUACAGUAACUUGUACGGCAGCAUCGCGUUCCUCACCGUCAUCAGCCUGCACCGCUACCUGGGCGUGUGCCACCCAAUCCGCUCGCUCUCGUGGCGCAAGAACAGCCGGGCGCGCGUGGUGAGCGCCGUCACCUGGCUGGUCGUCAUCGCGCACAUGGCGCCGGUGCUGUUCUUCGUCUCCACCAGCCGCUGGGGCAACGAGACGAUCUGCCACGACACGGCCAAGCCGGAGCUGUUCGACAACUUCGUCGCGUACAACCACGUGCUCUUCGUCACCCUCUUCGCGCUGCCCUUCUCAGUCAUCCUCGUGAGCUACGUGGCCAUCAUCCGCACGCUCCGCCGCUCCGCCACGUCGGGCGUCCGCACGUGGACGGCGUACAAGCGGCGCUCGCUGCGCAUGAUCGUGCUCGUGCUCGCCGUGUUCGCCGUGUGCUUCGUGCCGUUCAACGUGACGCGCACCGCCUACUACGUGCUCCGGCAGCAGGAGGCCGCCUGCGCGACGCUCAACGCCAUCAACAUGGCGUACAAGAUGACGAGGCCGCUCGCCUCCGUCAACAGCUGCCUCGACCCGAUCCUCUACCUGCUCGCCGGCGACCUGUACCGCCGCAGCGUGACGCGGGCGAACGCGGCCCGGUGCACGCGCCCCGGCGGCAGCGAGCCCUCCAGGGUCAAGAAGUCGUCGUCGUCCGACGGCGAGGAGAAGAAGGCGAAGGCGAUGGAGGCGGAGAAGGGGCAGGAGAAGGCGAAGGAGAUGCCGAGCUUGGAAGGCGGCCCGGCGGGAGGCGCCGGCUGGGUGGUCGAGCGUGGGGCUAACGGAGGCGCCAACGGGACUCGCGGCCAGCCGCACUUCAACUCGAGGGUGAGCACGGUGAGCACCGUGGACGGGAACUUCAUGUGAGAGAGACGCGGCGUGGCACAGAGAGACACUGCCGGGGUGGUGUCGUGGGUUGGUCGUUUUCUUUUUUUUGCCACCAGGUAAGGCCCACCGAGCUACGUAGCUCUUUUCCAGAAGCGACCUGGCUAUCACAAAUGCGAGCUCAACGAAGCGGCCUGUCACGCUGAACUUUAUAGCAGCCAAAUAGCCUUGCACACCCACGACCUCCUGUACACCAGGCGAGGUAGUUAACAUCUAACCGCCGCAGCGCCCCUUGCUCUUCGUGCCGCUGCCGAUGCACGGAGUCGCCCCGGGGACUCGACCGGCGUCCUCACAAAUUCGGGUGCCAGGCUGAGUGCAGCCUGGACGGGUGUCGCUGCAGGGCCACUGCAGGGCCGCGAUGUCGGCAAGAAGGAGAAGUGGAGCAAUAUUCAUCGUUCUGCAUUGUGCUCCAACGUCUAUAUCCCCCCCCCCCCCGCCUUCACCAACCCGCACUGACCAGGGUGGUGAAGUAUGGUCAAAUAGCCCCAUCCCCCACGCCCCGCACAGCAUGGGGGGGGCGGCACGAUGAAUGGGCGGCACGUCCACACAAAGCGGCCGCGUGCCGGCGGACGUUGUCGAAUUACGACGUGGGUUUAUAUCGUGGUGUAUAUUUCAGUGUGAAUACCGUACAUGUAUAGUUCAUGUAUAUAGCGCGUGUGUCAUAUGUGUGGUGCGUGUGUGAGUGAUGCUAACUGGAGCCAAGUUCUCGGUGGGUUUAGAACCACACGUGACGUCGGUGCCGCUGGGGUUGAAAGCAAUGAAAACUUGAAAACGGACUCCUUGUGUUUUAUUGGGGUUUCAAGAAAAAGUCGCUCACGACGACAGGUCUGAGCCUAAAUUUCAAGUGAUUUUUUUAAAAAAAUACGCUUAUUUAACAAAUGUACAAUUAAUAAGACUGUGACCAAAUCGCCCUAUCCCUUUGAGACCGUAGAAGUCUCGCUGGGGUUGUGAGCCUGGAUAGUGCUGCAUUUGGCGAGCGCAGAGAUGCUGCGAUGAUAUUUGAUGAUAAUAAUAAUAGACAAUUGAGUUUGUAACGAUCUGGUGUGAUGUGUUGCUAAAUAUUGCAAGACAGCUAAUAUUAUGGCCUUAACUCGUUGGUUUUUUCGCAGCCUAAUCUUAUGAUUCGUGAUUGAUUUUUUUUGGGGGGGGGGGAUUUAAGCCACUUAAUUAUCUGGCCAAAUGUGUAUCGUUAAGGCCCCCUGCAGUUAAAUUUGGUGGUGAGGAUUUAUGUUCAGCUUGCCAGCCGCUAAGCCCAGACAAAGUUGAUAAUAAUUGGCGCGUCGCGACACGUUUCAUUUGCUUGGGCUGUCUCGGUUGGUGGAAGGUAUUGACAACACGCAAAUUUGCUCAAGUCCUUGUUUACGUGGCCUCACCCAAAGAUAAUUGAUUGCGAAAUUCAUCAGAAAUCUGUCCAUGGUGUAGGUGUCAUGUUUGUCACAAUGCAUCCACUUAUAUUUGUGUACGUGUGUACACAUGAUGGUCAUUUAGAUCGUCAUGCGGUCAUACCUUGUACUCGUGUACAGUUCAUAACACAUCGGAGAGCUUGUGUUUGUAAAGUGCCGUAUGGCGGAGUCGAUGUCAAACAUUGACAACUCUGUGAAAGGCAACUUUCUCACGUAAUUUAAAUGAUUUUACAAUGACUUUACCACAGCCCGUGUAAGUUGGAGGUUCGAGUUAUUGAAUUUAAACGUGGUCGGUAUUUUUUGUCGUUGCGAUUUUUAAAUAGUGCGCGAGAUGCGGUUAAUUUGUUGACCUCAAAGGGAGAGCAGUGAGAGCAGUGAGCACUCUUGACGAAGCGGCGUCCCAUUGAAGUGCAAUUCACUUGGUCCAUCAUCACCAUCAACAACAACAACAACCCGUCAUUCACCACCAAGUGGCGGUGGCGUCACCAAGACGCUUGUGCCAGGCUAUGUGCACGUUGAGG
Petromyzon marinus (sea lamprey) is the source of this 3698-nucleotide messenger RNA. RefSeq names its product P2Y purinoceptor 4-like. The record is from RefSeq and is a predicted model, not a curated record. Gene Ontology annotation, biological process: G protein-coupled receptor signaling pathway; transepithelial chloride transport. Lineage: Eukaryota; Metazoa; Chordata; Hyperoartia; Petromyzontiformes; Petromyzontidae. Gene Ontology annotation, cellular component: plasma membrane. Gene Ontology annotation, molecular function: G protein-coupled purinergic nucleotide receptor activity.